AUGCUUGCGACCGAGUUGACGGAGUCUCUCCGCCGCAACCUCCUCUGGGAGCGCCAGCAAAAGUCGUCGACCGCCAAUGCUGUUCUCAAGAGACGUCACACCUCCCACGACGUCGCCAACUUGAAGCAGUUCCCCGAGAAGGUGUGCCUCAAGGACCAGGAAGCCCCCACCAACAACCUCCAGUACUUCUCCAAGGACACGGACAACUUCGGAGGUUACCAUUCCAAGGGUUGGUAG
Molecule: messenger RNA, 237 nt
Organism: Colletotrichum spaethianum
Lineage: Eukaryota; Fungi; Ascomycota; Sordariomycetes; Glomerellales; Glomerellaceae
Exons: 1
Coding region: 1-237 (78 amino acids)
Biological process (GO): regulation of nitrogen utilization; negative regulation of transcription by RNA polymerase II; mitochondria-nucleus signaling pathway
Cellular component (GO): cytoplasm
Source: RefSeq, a predicted model, not a curated record